UGUCGGCUCUCAACUGUCGGCUGUCGGCUGUCGGCGUAGGCAUCGUCACCUCCUCGACGUCAGCAGCAGCAGCCGUGGCGGCAGCGGCAGAGAUGUAAAAACUGUAAGUGCCAUCGCCAAGAAAGUUCAGUUCUUUCCGAGAUCUCGCUGCGUUCGUACCAAAAGAAAGGAAAAGAAAACAUAAUAAAGAAAGAGAGAGCUAUAAAGAGCGAGUGCGCGCACCGUGCAAAACAUUGCCUGCCUGCCCAGUGAUCCGCAAUAGCAAUAGUUGAGGAUUGGAUCGGAUCGGAUCGGAGCGGAUCGAUUAAAUAGUCGGGCCGAAAACAAAACACUUGUGCAUUAAACGUAUCUCGUUCUCAAUCUGUAUCUGUAUCUUCUUGUUGUUCCUUGUGAUGAAAAGCUCGUGCAAAUCGUGAAUCAAGAACAGUCAGACAGCGCCGAGCAGCGGCCGGGGGAGGAGCCGAGUGCUGUGCGUGGUGAUAUAUUAUAUUGAUUUCGCUUCGACACCAAACAUUCGGCUGAAUCAUCGUCUAUAUUGAGAGCCAAGCAACAGCAACGAUCCAUUCACAUCCAUUUGGACCAAAGUUAACCCCCACGCAGGGCUCAACUUCCUGAUCCACAGCGUGUCUUACAGUUGGGACGCCAUGAGCAAAGAUCAGCUGGCCACACCCAUACCCGAGGAGCUGUACAAUCUGACGCAGCUGGCGAAUGUGACACUGGCGGCUGGACCGCUCAGCACAGCUGCCGAAGGCAACAACAUGGCCGGCAACAACAACAACAACAACAACAGCAACAGCAACAACAGCAACGGCAACAACAUAUUCUAUGCCUCGUCGGAUGAUGACUCCACCUACAACUCCUACAGCCACAAGGUGUUCGACCGCAGGAAACUGCGUCGCUCCACCAUCUCCGACUCGAACUCCUGCGCCAGCAUCGCCAGCAGCAGCAGCAGCAGCCAAUCCAGCGAGCAAUCAGCCAUUCAGGCCGGCGGUAGCAGCAGCAGCAGCAGCAACGGCAGCUUGCUAGAGGAUGAGCACAUCUGCCCCGAGUGUGGCAAGAAAUAUUCCACGUCCUCGAAUCUAGCACGCCAUAGACAAACACACAGGUCAAUCAUGGACAAGAAGGCGCGCCACUGUCCAUUCUGCGAGAAGGUCUACGUCUCGAUGCCCGCCUUCUCGAUGCACGUGCGCACCCACAACCAGGGCUGCGAGUGCCAGUACUGCGGCAAGUGCUUCUCGCGGCCCUGGCUGCUGCAAGGCCACAUACGCACCCACACGGGCGAGAAGCCCUUCAAGUGCAUCGUCUGCAGCAAGGCCUUUGCGGACAAGUCCAACUUGCGCGCCCACAUCCAAACCCAUUCGAAUACCAAGCCACACACGUGCGCCCGCUGUGGCAAGGCCUUCGCUCUGAAGUCCUAUCUGUACAAGCACGAGGAGUCCUCCUGCAUGAAGAAUCGCAGCGAGGCGCCGGCCCGUGCCACCCAAGUGUUGCCACUGCCCAAGCAGCAGUCGGAGCAACUGGAGGCAGGAGGAGCAGGAGCUGCCUCUGCAGCGGCUCUGCCGGACUCGGCAAAGUCAACGCUGGCGCACAAGCUGCUGCAGAAGAAGGAUCGCCGCCAGGCCCAAGCACAGGCUCAGGCUCUGGCCUAUGGCUAUCCCGGUCGUCUGGAGCACUACGAAAGCUAUAAGCGCAAUGGCCUGCUGCAGCCCACAAUGCUCCAGCAUCCGGGCGCAAUCUACCAGGAGCAGUUGCUGCCGCUGACGCUGCCCUUAGCGCUGCCCUAUCAUCCUCAUCAUCAGGCCUAUGCCCAUCAGCCGGCGGCUGGCGAGGAUGCGGACAGGAACCGAGAGCAGCAGCAGGAGCAGGAGCAGCCCGUCGACUUUUCGCCCAAGAACAAUUUCACGCAUUCGGCCAAGACGAGUCCCUUCGAGCUGACCGGCAACUAUGCAAUGGUCGCCUAGCCACGCCCACCACACCAACAGCAGACUGUAAAAAGACAAACGAGACAGAGAUUUACAAUUUGGAGAUGAUCAAAAAUCCAAAGUUAAAACCAAAAACAAAAACCUUAACCAAAAAUAUUUAACCAAAAACAUAACCAAAACCAAAAAAAAAAUCCCAUUUUGCAUUCGAUUUUCUAGGAGCUUAUGUAGUAAACAAAUAUGUGAUAAAUACGAAAAAGAGCUAAAGUACCGUUAGAGAGUAGACGAUUCCAAUCAAUCAAAAAACACGCACACUGACAGAGACACAGACAGAUACUGAAACUGAAACUGAAACAGAAACUCAAUCGAUCUACGCCUAGUUGUAACGAGGAUUUAGAGACUUGCGAAAAACAUAUAACCAGUAUUUUUUCUUUUAGCACUAAACCACAUUAUAUAUAUAUAUAUAUAUAUAUACGUAAAGCUAUAUAUAUAUCACUGAUUUUAGAAUUUACACACACUUAUAUAUAUAUAAAUAUUAUUUUUGCCAUAUAUACUUACAGAGUAAUUAGAAUUCUUUUGUUUGUAAGGCAUUGCGAUUUCCUGCUUUCGGCACGGAAGUCCAAGAAACGAGCGAAUCUCUAGUCUUGUAUCUUUAGAGUGCGCCAUGCGCCGGGCCGGGCCGAGCUGACCUCCUGCCUCGGGUGCCGGGUGCUGGUGUUCGGGUGGUCGGGUCUGGCAUGUGUCGCGUUAUUUUUAAGCACUUUACGGCCGCAUGUGGUGCAAUAACAAAUUGACAUAACUACAAAACACUAAUUAGCCUCUACACGCAUACACACAUACAAAUAUAGAUAUGUCUAUAUCUAAUAUACAUGCAUACAUAUAUACAUAUGUAUUUUGCAUAGUUGUCAAAUCUUUCUAUUAUUUUGCACAUUUUUGUGUGCCUCUCUUUGUAUUACUUCUAUUUUUUAUAAUUUGCUCAAUGUCUUAUUUUAUUUCCCUCCUUUCUCGAUUUUGUUGUAGCAAAGCACACUGCAUUUUGUAUACUCUACACAAAUCCAAACUACAGCUAAAACAGACCAAAGAUAUUGUAUAUGCAUACACAUAUAUAUAUUCGUAUAUAUGUAUAUCGAUUUAAUUAUAUAUAUUUUCGUAUAUAUAUAGAGUUAUGUAUUAUUAUAGAACGCACAUUUAUUUCAAAUUAAACGAGUGAGAUCCACCGAUCCCUGAAAAUAAA
This is a messenger RNA of Drosophila mojavensis, 3153 nucleotides long. Its product is annotated as zinc finger protein squeeze. Gene Ontology annotation, biological process: regulation of DNA-templated transcription. Gene Ontology annotation, molecular function: RNA polymerase II cis-regulatory region sequence-specific DNA binding; DNA-binding transcription factor activity, RNA polymerase II-specific. Bases 645 to 1961 code for a protein of 438 amino acids. The transcript is spliced from 3 exons. Lineage: Eukaryota; Metazoa; Arthropoda; Insecta; Diptera; Drosophilidae. The record is from RefSeq and is a predicted model, not a curated record.